Messenger RNA from Botrytis sinoallii, 732 nucleotides. RefSeq lists its product as uncharacterized. The coding region runs from base 73 to 732 and encodes 219 amino acids. Gene Ontology annotation, biological process: glutathione metabolic process. NCBI's taxonomy places the organism in Eukaryota, Fungi, Ascomycota, Leotiomycetes, Helotiales, Sclerotiniaceae. Gene Ontology annotation, cellular component: peroxisome; mitochondrion. The transcript has 4 exons. The record is from RefSeq and is a predicted model, not a curated record. Gene Ontology annotation, molecular function: glutathione transferase activity; glutathione peroxidase activity.
UAGAUAUAUUAAUAUCUUGAAAUCACGACAUUUUGUUACUUUCAUUGCAAUCGGAACUUGAAUAUCUUCAUCAUGCCGGGUCAUAUAGAUUGUUAUCUCGAUUGCUCUUCAUUCUAUAGCUACGCAGCUUUAGUUCAUCUUCGCAAGAAUCGGGAAAUUCUUCUUUCUCACGAUGUUACGAUUGAUCUCAUCCCCGUCUUCCUCGGGGGCAUAAAUCAUGGCUCGGGGAAUAAACCACCAUGGACUCUUCCUGCAAAGGCGAACUAUAGUAAAUUUGAUUCGGCAAGGACGAUUGAGUAUCAUGGAUUACCGAAUUUACAGCCGUCGGAGUUUUUCCCGCCGGUCACGCUUCUUACUCAAAGAGCUCUUUGCUUUAUCAAGUCUCGCUACUCUGUAGAGGUCUUUGAAAAGACAUGGUUAGAGAUCUUUAAUGCUUUGUGGGUUCCUCCACAGAAGAACAUCACGAUUCCAGAGAUCUUUAAAGAAUUCUUGAAUGGAUUGGGAACAUUCGAUGAAAAAGAAGUAGAAGAAAUCAUGCAGAAAGCAACAGAGAAAGAGUGGAAGGAUAAACUGUUGGGGAAUACGAAAGAUGCGUUGGAGAAAGGAGCAUUUGGGGCGCCGUGGAUGUGGGUGAGGAAUGCGGAGGGAAAGGAAGAACCGUUUUUUGGGAGUGAUAGGUUUCAUUUCAUGUGGAGGUUUUGGGGGUGGGAUUUAGAGAUUUGGAAAUUGUGA